Molecule: messenger RNA, 12153 nt
Organism: Xiphophorus maculatus (southern platyfish)
Lineage: Eukaryota; Metazoa; Chordata; Actinopteri; Cyprinodontiformes; Poeciliidae
Gene: dnah3
Product: dynein axonemal heavy chain 3
Exons: 61
Coding region: 1-12087 (4028 amino acids)
Biological process (GO): microtubule-based movement
Cellular component (GO): dynein complex
Molecular function (GO): dynein light intermediate chain binding; ATP hydrolysis activity; dynein intermediate chain binding
Source: RefSeq, a predicted model, not a curated record
AUGGAGCGACUUCAGCAGAUGGAAGAUGACUCCCUCUAUAAUUUGGGUCAGGCUAUCGGCCACCCUUUCCCUCCUCCCCUGCCUGAAAAGUGUGCUGCCGAUCCAUCAGACCUAUAUCAAGUGGUACAAAGACAUAGUCACUACCCACCCAUCAUUCAGACCAAUACAUGCUGUGUGGCUGUUCCGUUUAAAGAACAACGGCACCACCGCACUCCCUGCGAGUCUAUCGGAAACAACUACAGCCCCAAGGCGCAGGACUUGAAGAUAGACAACCUCAGCAGGCAACAUCCAUCAUGCAAGUCCUUGGCAACGGCAACUGGAUCAAAGAGAGCGAGGCCACCGCGCAGCCCACCUACCCCCCCUCAGCCAAAAUCCAAGAGAAGAAAGUCAUUAAUAUACAGAAGCCCGCCAAUGAGUCCUACUGAGCAGCUUGUCAUCAUGUACAAGCAGGAGGAAACUCAGAAUGCUCAGAAUGAAUACAGUGAAAGUGACCUGGAAAGGUAUACAUACUACGUCAAAAGAGGUGUCCCCUUUUACAUGUUGGCCCCCUACCCAAAGCAAUCGAUGGUCAACAUUAAGAAUAUGCUGCCUCCUGAGCCAGAGGAGGGUGUGAAAAAACCCAUCCGAACCCUGAGGAAAAACUUGACAGAGGAGGUCGAAGACGGUUAUUACUUCAACCUCAGGAAGAGCAUAGUGGAUUACAUUCUAAUGGACCCAUCUGAGGGCCAGCGACUGACAAUAAACAACAUUCCAAAGCCUUUUCCCAGGAGGGUGAUUCGUCCUCCGGUUCCCUGGGCUGUUAGCUACAGGGACGCCAAAUUGUGGCAAAUGCAACAUCUUUUUAAUGUGUGUCCUUUUAUGGGCCUCUUACAGCAAAUCUGGAUAGAACGCUAUUCAUCCUUGAGAUUUGUGAAAAUGGCAGACCUGUUCUCCACCACCUUCCCUCUUUCGCCAGCUGAGUUUGUUGUCUUUAUCCAGAAACAGUGCGAAGCCACCAGACGGGAACUGGAUGAAGGGUGGCUGCCUUAUUGUGUAUCACUUUUUGUUAUGCAUGAGAGCAUGUGGGUGGACCUUUUACCUGAGAGUGAGCCAGUCCUUGUUGCCGAGUUCUUCCACUGCGUGGCUGCACUCAUGUCACUGCAACUUCGAAGCCUGGUCAUAGACUCCUUACAGGAUCUGCUACAAUUUUUCUUGAGACACAAGGAGGGGAAUGACUUCAGUGGAGAUUUUGAUGUGCUGAUAUUUGUUCAUUCUCAAAUUUUGCUGGUUAAACUACAAGUGGAAAAUUCUGAGAUUGAGUUUUCUCCCAGCUUCCAGGAAUGUUGGGACGUCAUUCGGCGAGCCUUUAUGCAAAUAAUCAAAAGUGCACAGGAUCUAUUAACACUGGAAUGUAAGCUGUUUGCUGAUAUUGACAGCCAGUAUCUACGCACUGUCCGACCUAAUGAGUCAUUGGUCAAAGACAUACUUGCCCAAGUCAAAGCAGCUUUCGAGAAGAACACAGUUGGUCCACAAAGGUAUCUGGAUUUAUAUGAAAAAUACAGGAAUCUCCUUGACAAUACAUCAGAUGAGAAAAUUUCUGAAUUUCUCACAAAGACACACUCUUUACAAGAUUCUGCCAAUAAAAUUGACAGCAUCAUGCAUAUAUGGAUGGAUAUAGCUUCACUCCGCAUCGCAGUGCCACUGUCCAUGUUCUGCCUGAAUGCCAGGGACCUGAAUGAUUACCUGUGUGACUGCGCAAACAAACUGAUUGCCAGGAUUGUCACGUUUGAAAUGGAUGAGAACCGGAGGCUCAACAUAGACAUCUGCAAAAAGUAUGAGGAGAUUACAAACAUUGCUAAAACUAGCCCUAAGAAUACAGAGGAGUUAGUGACCCUCAUCCAGUACGUCCAGACUAGCCAGGAUUACACCAUUCACAAAAUAAUAGAGGAGAUUGAAGAUGCAUGUGACCGUCUCAGCUUCCUCAUGGACUAUGCUACUCAGUCAGCUUUUGACUUGAAUCUGAACACCUGUGUGUUCUGCUGGCCCCGUCGGAUUGUGUCAAAACUAGAAAAUAGCAGAUUACAUCUGCAAAUCCUGAGAGAACAGGCAGAAGAACAUCUCCAAGAGAGAGUCUUUGAAUUUGAUACGAGGCUGCAGGAGUUGAACAAGGGGAUCCUGGCUUUUAGGAAAAAGGAGAUGAUGAACAUGGAAGAAAUGCAGCAGAAUGUGGCUACUCUCGCUCAGAUCACAGCCAACCUGGAGGCAGCUGUCACUGACCUGGAGGACAUCAAUAAGGAGCAGUCUUUGCUUGAGAGGGACCAGAGUGAAUUUCCAUUGCUCCAAAUACUUAUAGCAGAUAAACAACCUUACGAACUGCUAUGGAACACAGCCUUCAGCUUCGAGAGCAAGUCAGAAAUGUGGCUGCAUGGUCCUUUCCAGGGCUUGGACGCCGAGAAAAUCUCUGAUGAUCUUGACAUCAUGUGGAGGACAAUGCAUAAGCUGAUAAAGGCAUUUUCUAGUUUUCAUGGGCCUUCUUCUGUUGCCAAUACCUUCAAAAACAGGAUAGACCGCUUCAAGCAGCACGUGCCUGUCAUGAUGACCAUCUGUAACCCCGGUCUUAAGAGUCGCCACUGGGAGAAGAUUAGCAGCAUAUUGGGCUUCGAAGUCAAUCCUGAGGAGAACAACACACUGUUGAGCAUGCUGGACCUCGGGCUUUCCCAAUUUUCCAAAGACUUGGAGGAGAUAGGAGCAACAGCCAGUAAAGAGUACUCUCUGGAGAAAUCAAUGGACAAGAUGAAAAAUGAAUGGGCUAACCUGCAUUUCUCAUUCUCUGCGUACAGAGAUUCUGAUACUAAAAUUGUGUCAGCUGUAGAUGAUAUCCAAGUCCUCCUUGAUGACCACAUCAUUAAGACACAAACCAUGCGAGGCUCACCAUUUAUUAAGCCAAUAGAAGCUGAAUGUAAGGCAUGGGAGGACAAGCUACUAAGUAUGCAGGACAUUCUGGAUGCCAUGUUGAAAUGUCAGAUCACGUGGCUCUAUCUGGAACCCAUCUUCAGCUCGGAGGACAUCAUCGCCCAAAUGCCCGAGGAAGGCCGCAAAUUUGCUAUUGUGGACAGAUACUGGAAGGACAUACUUGCUGAAGCUAUUAAAGAUACACAUGUGCUAGUGGCAACAGGCCAGCCCAACAUGCUGGGGCGACUGCAGCAGUCCAAUGACUAUCUGGAGGAUAUUCAGAAAGGCCUCAAUGCUUACUUGGAAAUGAAGAGGCUGUUUUUCCCAAGAUUCUUCUUUCUCUCAAACGAUGAGCUGCUAGAAAUUCUGUCACAAACCAAAGAUCCUUUGCGUGUACAACCCCACUUGAAGAAGUGCUUUGAGGGCAUAGCAAAACUAGAGUUUACUAAGGAACUGGUGAUUACUGGCAUGAUCAGCUCUGAGAAGGAAACCGUGCCCUUCACAAACAAUAUUUAUCCAGCCCACGCAAAGGGUAUGGUGGAGAAGUGGCUGCUGGAGGUGGAGAGUCUUAUGCUAAAGAGCAUUCGACAUGUCAUCUAUCAAGGAAUGAUUCAGUAUGCAGAGAUGCCCCGUAAGAAGUGGGUUUUGAGUUGGCCUGGCCAAGUUGUCAUCUGUGCCUCGUCCAUCUUUUGGACCAGCGAAGUAUGCGAGGCCAUCCAAGCUAAUAGUCUGCUGGCGUAUGUGGAGAAGUGCAAUAGUCAGAUUUCUGACAUUGUGGAGCUAGUGCGAGGAAAGCUGCCAGGAGGAGCUCGAAUGACCCUCGGUGCUCUGACUGUCAUUGACGUUCAUGCUCGGGAUGUUGUCGCUAAACUGGCAGAAGAUCGUAUAUCCUCCUUGAAUGACUUUUCGUGGAUUUCUCAACUGCGCUACUUCUGGGAAGAAGAUGAAGUGAUGCUGCGCAUGAUUACCACCUGCCUGAAAUACGGCUAUGAAUAUUUGGGGAACUCCCCUCGUCUGGUCAUCACGCCUCUAACUGAUCGCUGUUACAGGACACUUAUGGGUGCUUUGAAGCUGAAUUUAGGUGGAGCUCCUGAAGGUCCUGCAGGAACCGGCAAGACUGAAACUACGAAGGAUCUUGCAAAAGCUUUGGCCAAACAGUGUGUGGUGUUCAACUGCUCUGAUGGUCUAGACUAUAAAGCGAUGAGUAAAUUCUUCAAAGGACUCGCUCAGUCUGGAGCCUGGGCCUGCUUUGACGAAUUUAAUCGUAUUGAGGUGGAGGUCCUGUCUGUGGUGGCCCAGCAGGUGCUCUGCAUACAGCAGGCUAUUGCUAAGCAUCUGAAGAGGUUCCUGUUUGAGGGAACAGAGUUGUCCCUCAAUCCAACCUGCUCUGUCUUCAUUACCAUGAAUCCUGGUUAUGCAGGCAGGGCUGAGCUCCCUGACAACCUAAAGGCUCUUUUUCGUACAGUUGCUAUGAUGGUGCCAGACUAUGCUCUCAUUGGAGAGAUCUCACUGUACUCAAUGGGGUUCAUUGAUUCUCGCAGUCUUGCACAGAAAAUUGUGGCCACCUAUCGGCUGUGCUCUGAGCAGCUUUCUUCCCAGUACCACUACGACUACGGUAUGCGAGCUGUGAAGUCUGUCUUGACUGCGGCGGGAAAUCUAAAGCUGAAAUAUCCAGAAGAGAAUGAGAGUGUGCUUUUACUUAGGGCGCUGAUGGAUGUCAACAUGGCUAAAUUUUUGGCACAGGAUGUGCCGCUGUUUCAGGGUAUCAUCUCAGAUUUGUUUCCUGGAGUUGUCCUCCCAAAACCAGAUUACGAUCUCCUUUUCAAGGCACUUGAUGACAAUGUCGCAAAGCUUAACCUCCAGUCUGUGCCUUGGUUCAUUAGCAAAAUCAUCCAGAUUUAUGAGAUGAUGUUGGUACGCCAUGGCUUUAUGAUAGUGGGAGAGCCUCUUGGAGGGAAGACCUCUGCUUAUAAAGUUCUUGCUGGUGCCCUUGGAGACCUCUGUGAAGCCGAGGAGAUGGAGGAGUUUGCAGUAAGCUACUGCAUUAUCAACCCCAAAGCUAUCACAAUGGGUCAACUAUAUGGUUGCUUUGAUCCAGUCAGCCAUGAGUGGUCUGAUGGGGUCCUGGCCACCACCUUCAGGAAUCAGUCAAUUUGCCCCUUAGAAGAUCGUCAAUGGAUCGUCUUUGACGGUCCAAUUGAUGCGGUCUGGAUUGAGAACAUGAAUACUGUGCUGGAUGACAACAAGAAGCUUUGUUUGAUGAGCGGUGAGAUCAUUCAGAUGAGUGCCAAGAUGAGUCUAAUCUUUGAGCCUGCAGACCUGGAGCAAGCUUCUCCAGCAACUGUCAGUCGGUGUGGUAUGAUCUAUAUGGAGCCUCAGCAGCUUGGAUGGACUCCCCUACGAGAUUCCUACUUAAACACAUUGCCUAAAAGCCUGGAGGAUGAACACAUAGUGCUGAUCACAGAUCUGUUUGACUGGUUAGUUCAGCCAUGUUUGGACUUUUUGGAAAAGGAGUGUUUCUUUAUGGUGCAGACAUCUCCAAUUCACUUGGCCUACAGUUUAAUGAAGCUGUACACUUGUCUGAUGGAUGAGAUAAUUGCGUUAGAAACCGACAGUGCACACACCAUGACCAGUGAGCAGAUAACCAUGUGGCUGCAGGGGCUGUUCCUUUUUGCCCUUGUUUGGUCUGUGGGAGGUACCAUCACUGGAGACAGUCGUAAGAAGUUUGACAUCUUCUUUCGCAAUAUGCUGUUGGGCAUUGAUGAUGAGCAUCCUCGUCCCAAAAGCAUCAAACUUAAAAAGCACAACAGCUUCCCGGAGAGAGGAACUGUCUAUGACUACUACUUCCACAAGGAUGGAUAUGGACAGUGGAACGCCUGGACUGAUGCAAUCACUAAAGAAGAGAAUAUCAUCCCAGCUGGAAUCAAAGUGUCAGACCUGAUCAUCCCUACAGUAGAGACGGCACGUCAGACAUUUUUCCUGCACACUUACCUGUCACAUGAAAUCCCCAUGCUGUUUGUGGGUCCCACGGGCACUGGCAAAUCUGCCAUCAACAAAAGCUUUCUAGUGAAGUUACCAAAGGAGAAGUACACACCCAACUGCAUAAACUUCUCAGCCAGGACCUCAGCUAACCAGACCCAGGACAUCAUCAUGGCAAAGCUGGACAGACGGCGGAAGGGAAUGUUUGGACCUCCCAUGGGAAAGAAGUCUAUAGUUUUUGUUGAUGACCUAAAUAUGCCAGCUAAGGAAAAGUAUGGUGCUCAGCCUCCCAUUGAGCUUUUGAGACAAUGGAUUGAUCACCACCACUGGUAUGACAAAAAGGACACCUCCAUUCUGCACAUAGUGGAUGUGCUGUUCAUGUCUGCAAUGGGGCCUCCUGGUGGUGGAAAGAGCGACAUUACAGGACGUUUUACUCGACACAUGAAUAUCAUCUCAAUUGAUUGCUUUGAUGAUGAAACGCUGAUGAAGAUAUUCUGUUCCAUUUCUGACUGGCACUUCAACAAGGGGUUUGAUGCAUCUUUCCUCAGACUUGGCAAGCUCAUGGUUCAGGCCACCAUGAACCUCUAUAAAGCCACUAUUGACAGCUUUCUCCCAACCCCAUCAAAGUCCCAUUACAUUUUCAACCUGCGAGACUUCUCCAGGGUCAUACGAGGUGUGCUUCUGGCACCACCCACACACAUGCAGGAUGGAGAUAAACUUAUCCGGUUGUGGGUUCAUGAAGUCUACCGUGUGUUCUAUGACCGACUUAUUGACAAUGCAGACAAGGAGAUGUUUUUUGAAAUUGUCAAAGAGAAAACCUCUAACGUCUUUAAGAUAAAUUUGGACAAACUCCUAGACCAUCUAAGCACAGAUGGCACUGUGGUAGAUGAAGACAUCCGUAGUUUGUUUUUUGGUGACUAUGCCAAGCCUGAUUCAGACACUAGGGACUAUGAUGAAAUCACAGAUUUGCAAGCUUUGCAAGAAGUGAUGGAAUUAUAUCUUGAAGAGUACAACAGCAGCAGCAAGGCACCCAUGUCCCUUGUGAUGUUUAAGUUUGCUAUUGAGCACAUUUCCCGCAUUUGUCGUGUUCUGAAACAAGACAAUGGUCACCUUCUGCUUGUUGGCAUCGGUGGCUCUGGUCGCCAAAGCACGUCUAAACUGGCCACGUUCAUCAAUGAUUAUGUGCUGUUUCAGAUUGAGUUGACCAAAAACUACAGCAUGACGGACUGGCGCGAUGAUCUCAAACAGAUAAUGCUCAAAGCAGGCAUUGAAGGAAAGAGUCUUGUCUUUCUGUUCAAUGACAGCCAAAUUAAAGAUGAAGCCAUGCUAGAAGACGUCGAUAUGUUACUUAAUACUGGCGACGUGCCAAACAUUUUUGCAGCUGAUGAACGUGCAGAAAUUAUUGAUAAAGCACAGGGUAUUGCGCGGAUGGAAGGGAAAAAACUUGAUUCAACUCCAUUGUCAGUGUACAACUACUUCAUUGACCGAGUAAAGGCCAACCUUCACAUUGUGCUAGCCAUGAGUCCCAUUGGAGAUGCCUUUAGGAACCGUCUAAGGAUGUUUCCUUCUCUCAUCAACUGCUGCACUAUUGACUGGUUUCAUGGAUGGCCGAGUGAUGCUCUGGAAAUGGUAGCCCACAAGUUCCUUGAGGAUGUGGAAAUGGAAAGUGACAUCAGACAGAAGGUUGUAGAGAUGUGCAAGACCUUCCAGACAAGUGUCAGGGAGAUGUCUGAGGUUUAUUUCUCCAGAUUAAGAAGACACAACUAUGUCACUCCCACAUCCUAUCUUGAACUUAUUCUUACCUUCAAGAAAUUGCUGGGGAUUAAGAGGGAUGAGGUGAACAUUGCAAGAAACCGCUAUCUUGUUGGUCUUGAGAAGUUGGAAUUUGCUGCAUCUCAGGUUUCAGUGAUGCAGCAAGAGUUGACAGCUUUGCAGCCAGAGCUCAUUCAGACUUCAGCUGAGACGGACAAGAUGAUGAUCAAGAUAGAAAGUGAAACAGUAGAAGUUGAUGCUAAAAAAGAAAUUGUUUCUGCUGAUGAGAGAGUGGCUAAUGAAGCAGCAGCUGCAGCUCAAGCUAUCAAGGAUGAAUGUGAGGGAGAUCUAGCAGUGGCAAUGCCUGCACUGGAGGCUGCCCUUUCAGCCCUGGAUACUUUGAAACCUGCUGACAUUACAGUUGUAAAGUCCAUGUCGAAUCCACCAGGGCCAAUAAAACUGGUAAUGGAGUCCAUAUGUGUUAUGAUGGGCAUCAAACCUGAACGAAAACCUGAUCCUAGUGGCUCAGGUAAGAUGAUUGAGGAUUACUGGGGUCCAUCCAAGAAGCUUCUUUCAGACCUAAAGUUUUUGGAUAACCUGAAAUCAUACGACAAGGACAAUAUCUCUCCUCUAUACAUCAAAAAAAUCAGAGAAAAAUUCAUUGAGCACUCUGACUUCCAGCCUUCUGUAAUCAAAAAUGUCUCCUCAGCUUGUGAGGGUCUCUGUAAAUGGGUACGAGCAAUGGAGGUCUAUGAGCGUGUAAUCAAAGUGGUAGCCCCCAAAAGGGAGAGGCUGAAGCUAGCUGAGAAUGAACUAGCUAUACAGAUGGACAUGCUGGCUGUGAAAAGGGCUGAACUGAAAAAAGUUGAGGAUCGAUUACAGAGCCUCAAUGAUGAUUUGGAUGCAAUGAUUCACAAAAAGAAAGAUUUGGAAGACAACAUUGAAUUGUGCUCUCAAAAGCUCAUUAGGGCAGAGAAACUGAUUGGAGGGCUGGGUGGGGAGAAGGAUCGGUGGACGGAGGCUGCAAGACAACUGGGUAUAAGAUACACCAGUCUAACAGGUGACAUUCUGCUCUCUUCUGGAACUGUUUCCUACCUUGGGGCUUUUACAGUGGAUUACCGCAAAGACUGUCAGGAACAAUGGCACAAACUGUGUCAAGAAAAGAAAAUCCCUUGCUCUGAAGAUUUUGCCCUCACCAGCACUUUAGGUAACCAGGUGGCUAUUAGGGCUUGGCAGAUUGCGGGACUGCCUGUGGACUCUUUCUCCACAGACAAUGGUAUUAUCGUGUUCAACUCUCGCCGCUGGCCCUUGAUGAUUGAUCCUCAGGGUCAGGCCAACAAGUGGGUCAAAAACAUGGAGAAGGCUAAUAAUCUUGCAGUCAUCAAGCAAUCAGAUGGAAACUAUGUGAGAAUCUUGGAGAACUGCAUCCAGUUUGGGAAGCCAGUCCUCAUGGAACACCUUGGAGAGGAGUUGGAUCCAGUUUUAGAAUCUGUGUUGCUGAAGCAGACCUUCAGACAACAAGGGGUGGAGUACAUGAAAAUUGGAGAAAAUGUUGUGGAAUAUUCCAAAGAAUUUUUGUUCUACAUGACCACUGGGCUGAGAAACCCUCAUUAUCUUCCAGAGGUAGCUGUAAAAGUCUGCCUGCUGAACUUCAUGAUCACUCCACAGGGUUUACAAGACCAGCUUUUAGGACUUGUGGCAGCAAAGGAGAAACCAGAGCUGGAGGAAAAAAAGAACCAGCUUAUUUUAGAGAGUGCUGCUAACAACAAACAGCUAAAAGAAAUUGAAGAUCAGAUCUUGGAAGUCCUCUCCUCUUCCAAGGGCAACAUUCUGGAAGAUGAGACAGCCAUCAAGAUUCUCUCGUCCUCCAAAAUACUUUCUGAGGAGAUUUCUGAGAAGCAAAAAGUCGCCAGCAUCACUGAGAAAGAAAUUGACAACACCCGCAUGGGCUACCGUCCUGUAGCUGAGCACUCUUCCAUUCUGUUUUUCUGCAUUUCAGAAAUGGCCAACAUCGAACCCAUGUACCAAUACUCUCUGAUAUGGUUCAUUAAUCUGUACCAGUAUUCCAUAUCCAAGAGUACAAAAAGUGAUGUUGUAUCUGAAAGGAUAAACAAUAUUAUUGAGCACUUCACCCUCUGCAUCUACAACAACGUGUGCCGCUCACUUUUUGAAAAGGACAAGUUGCUUUUCUCCCUGCUGCUUACAGUAGGCAUCCUGCAAGGCAAGGGCCAGGUUAAUGAUGAAGUGUGGCGUUUCCUCCUAACCGGUGGUGUUGCCUUGGAUAACCCUUAUCCUAACCCUGCCUCUGAGUGGCUGUCCGACAAAUCUUGGUCAGAGAUCGUCAGGGCCUCCAAGCUUCCAAACCUAGAUGAGUUUUUCAUUCAUGUCAGAGAAAGCAUCUCCAAAUGGAAGGAUCUUUAUGAUUCAGCAAAACCCCAUGAUGAACAGCUGCCUGACCACUGGGAUAGCUUAAUGGGACUAGAACGAAUGGUUGUAAUCAGGUGCUUCAGACCAGAUAAACUGGUUCCGGCUGUGCAGGAUUUCAUAGAGCUGAAUAUGGGGCAAGCCUACAUCGAACCACCCACCUUUGACUUGGCAGGGAGUUACAAUGACUCAAACUGCUGCUCUCCUCUCAUUUUUGUGUUGUCACCUGGAUCAGAUCCCACUGCAGUACUGUUGAAGUUUGCCGAUGACCUGGAUAUGGGAGGUAGCAAGCUCCAGACCAUUUCUCUUGGACAAGGACAAGGUCCCAUUGCAGCUAAAAUGAUUGACAAAGCCAUAGCGGACGGCACUUGGGUGGUACUGCAAAACUGCCAUCUGGCCACCAGUUGGAUGCCCUCUUUGGAGAGGAUUUGUGAAGAAACCAUCAUUCCAGAUAACACACACCCAAGCUUUAGGCUGUGGCUAACCAGCUAUCCAUCAGACAAGUUCCCAGUUAGUAUCUUGCAAAAUGGAUUGAAGAUGACUAAUGAGCCUCCUAAAGGAAUUAGAGCCAACUUGCUGCGCUCCUACCUUAGUGACCCCAUCUCGGACCCAGAUUUCUUUUACAGCUCCAAAAAACAGGCCAUUUGGCAGAAGCUCUUGUUCGGUCUCACUUUUUUCCAUGCUCUGGUUCAGGAGAGGAGAAACUUCGGCCCCCUUGGAUGGAAUAUUCCCUAUGAGUUUAACGAGUCAGAUCUGCGAAUCAGCGUCAGGCAGAUCCAGAUGUUCUUGGAUGAAUACGUGGAUGUUCCGCUGGAGGCGCUCACAUAUCUCACAGGUGAGUGUAACUAUGGAGGCAGGGUGACCGAUGACAAAGACAGACGUCUGCUGCUGUCCCUCCUGUCCACCUUCUACAGUUGGGAACUGCUUGAGCAGGACUGCUACUAUCUGAGUGAAGGGAUUGAGUAUUUUGUCCCACUUCAUGGACCCUAUCAGACAUAUGUAAACUACAUCCGUAGUCUGCCAAUUUGUACCGAUCCAAGCGUGUUUGGACUUCAUAGCAAUGCAGACAUUACUAAAGACAAUCAAGAAACGAAUCAGCUCCUGGAUGGAAUACUGCUGACCUUGCCUAGGCAGUCUGGCGGAGGGGGCAAGUCACCACAGGAAGUAGUCGAGGAACUUUCAGAGGAUAUUUUGACAAAACUACCACAAGACUUUGACAUCCAAUUGGUGAUGGAAUUAUAUCCAGUUGUUUAUGAAGAGUCGAUGAACACUGUGUUGAGGCAAGAGAUUAUCCGCUUUAACAGACUCACGGAGGUGGUGCGUGAAAGUUUGAUAAACAUUUGCAAAGCUCUCAAGGGCCAAAUUGUUAUGUCCUCUGAGCUUGAGGAUGUCUUUAACAGCAUGCUGGUUGGCAAAGUACCAGGAAUGUGGGCAGCCAAGUCAUAUCCCUCCCUUAAACCACUAGGGAGUUAUGUGGCUGAUCUACUGAGCAGACUACAGUUCCUCCAAGACUGGAUAAAUGAGGGCCCACCUACGGUUUUUUGGAUCUCUGGUUUUUAUUUUACCCAGUCGUUUCUAACUGGAGUGUCUCAGAACUUUGCCAGGAAGUACACCAUCCCAAUCGACUAUAUUGGUUUUGAAUUUGAGGUGACCAAGGAGGAGACCCAUAUGGAAGAAAAGCCCGAAGACGGCGCGUACAUUAAGGGUCUCUUCAUGGAAGGAGCGCGCUGGGACAGGGAGAACAUGGUCAUUGGGGAGUCUCUACCUAAGAUUCUCUUUGACUGUUUGCCCAUCAUCAAGCUCAAACCAGGAGAAAUGGACAAAUUUCUCCACGAAAAGAUCUAUGUCUGCCCUGUUUACAAAACUAGCGCCCGUCGAGGUACGCUGUCGACCACUGGGCACUCCACCAACUACGUCCUGUCCAUCGAGCUGCCCUCUGACAAGCCACAGAAACACUGGAUUAACCGUGGGGUGGCGUGUCUCUGCCAGCUUGACGACUAACAAUCAGCCAGUUUUUAAACUGCUGCUGAUCUUGUCAGCUGUUACACAAGACAAUGAAAUACAUGU